AUGGACCACGCUGCACAAGACUGCAAGCCCGGAGGCAGUGGUAAGUGUGGUGACGCAGCGCUGUGGCAGGUGUUGGCGUCGUCGGCGGGCCUGGAGGCGGCGGUGCCGCUGCGGCUGCGCUACGCCGCGGUGGCGGACGCCGAGCUGGAGGCGGGCUGCGGCUACGGCUGGUCGGCGCUGUCGGAGGGCCGGUGCGCCGCCGCCGUGGCCGCCGCCGACGCAGACCAGCGCCUCAGCUGGCCGCGCGCCCAGCAGCGCUGCCGAGACCUGCGCGGACACCUGGUCAGCGUCGCCUCAGCCGCCGCGCAGCUGCGCCUCGACCGCCUGCUGCGCGCCACGCACAGCGAGGACGCUGACGUGGCCUACUGGAUAGGCGCCACCGACCGCACGCUGGAGGGGGACUUCCACUGGAGCGACGGCCAGCCCUUCCAGUAUUCCAACUGGUUCCCGCAGCAGCCCAACGACGACGCGCUGGCCGAGCAGAACUGCGUGGAGGUGCGGCGCUCGCUGGCCGGCCACCGCGACCGAUCCUUCCGCUGGAACGACCGCUCCUGCGCCGUGCGCAACGCCUUUGUCUGCCAGCGCCGGCGUGACACUCCCAAGCAGCAGGUGCGGCUGUCGAGGGAGGCGCCGCGCGCCACUGCCUCCUCCCCCGGCUUCCCCCGCCACUACCCGGACAACGCCGACUGCUUCGUCGACGUCGCCGCCCCGGACGGCUACCGCAUCGUCGUCGACUUCGAGGAACUCGUCCUCGAAGACGAACCCACAUGCAGCUACGACUACCUGCAGAUCCUGGAGCGAGUGGGAAACAGCAACAGCAGCGUGGCGACGCGACGCCUCUGUGGAGACUGGAGCUCUCGCCUCAAGAAGCUGCGCUACGUCAGCCAGGGUCCCGCCCUGCAGCUCAGGUUCUUCUCCGACUACUCGCACCACUACAGCGGCUACAAGGCGCGCAUCUCCAUGGAACAAGGGAUGCAGUGCGCAGACGAGCGGCUGCAGGUGUUCAACAGCUCGUGCUACCUGUUCGUCAGCUACCCGCAGGUCUCGUGGCAGACAGCCAGGCAGACCUGCCAGGACAGGAAGGCGGAGCUGGCGAGCAUCGGCAGCCCUGAGGAGCAGAGCUUCGUGACUGCGAGCAUCCGCAACUCGCCGGAGUACAGCACGGCCGCCGUGUACUGGCUGGGAGGGCGCGCCGUCCCUGCCACCAACCCCUCCAGGGGGCGCGGCGCAUGGAUCUGGGCGUGGGCCGACGGCACGCCCAUCUCCUACUCCGGCUGGCUGCGGGACCAGGAACACACGCCGCAGUCGGGCGCGUGCCUGGGUCUGCAGUGGGUGAGCUCGCCCAACCCGCAGGUGCCCAGCGGCCUCUACUGGCAGCGGCAGCGGUGCUCCGCCGUGGGCGGCUACGUCUGCAAGAGGAGCAACCAAGUGACGGAGGGCGGCGUACAACUGAACCGGACAGUGAACGGGACGGAGGGCUUCCUCACGUCGCCCAACUUCCCGGGCGGCUACGGGCCCAACCUGGACUACUGGGUGCGGCUGGCGGGCCCCGCGGGCUCGCGGCUCGUGCUGCGCUUCACGCGCCUCGACCUGGAGCCGCAGCAGGACUGCCUCUACGACUACAUCGAGCUGCGCUCCCUGCUGCCGCAGCCCGCCACCGGCGACGACGACGCCGACGCCGAGCGUGCGCCGGAUUCGCGCGUCGUCCGUUGCGGCCGACACGACGACGCCGACCUGCACAGACUGAACUUCGUGUCGGAGAGCAACGAGGCGCUGCUGCACUUCCACUCGGACUACUCGGUGUCCGGAGGAGGGUUCUCGGCGUCGUGGCAGGCGGUCGACGUGUCGGGCUGCCCCUUGCAGACGCUGACCGCGCGCGAGGGCCGCCUCACCAGCCCCAACUACCCGCACUUCCUGCUGGCGCAUCUCGACUGCGCUACCACCAUACUGGCGCCAGCGGGAAGACGCGUAUGGUUGGAGUUCUCGGAGUUCUCGAUCGGCGCCGGCGAGGCGCUGCUGGAGGUGGACCUGGGCGGCGGGCAGGCGGCCUUCCAGCCGUUCCAGUCUCCCACGCACCUCACCGACGGCGUCUUCCUCUCCGUCGGCGAACGCCUCCAGGUGCGCCUGCGCACCGCCGACCGGCCCUCUGGCGCCGGCUUCAGCGCCGUCUACAGGACAGUGGGCGCGGCGCUGGAGCGUCGCGUGCUGCGGCUGGCGAGCGGCGCGGUGGGCUCUCUGCUGCACCUCAACUGGCCGCGGCCGCCGCCCCCCCACGUCGACCUGGCCACGCUGCUGGUGGCGCCGCCCGCGCACACCAUCCUGCUCGAGCUGCACCACGUCGCGCUCGCUCUCGCGCCCACCCCCGCCGCCGACGCCGCGCCCCCCGCCUCCGGCACCGCCGACGCCGCCACCCCCUCGUGUCCCGACGGUGCAGGGAUACUCGAGGUGCGGGACAGCUACGCAGACAGCAACGGCACGGCGUGGCUGCUGUGCGAGGCGCAGAACGUGCCGCCGCUGGCCAUCGCCUCCUACCUCAACACGCUCACCGUCCGCCAGCGAGGGGCGGACGCGGGCGUCACCCUCAACGCGACCGUCCGCGUGCAGCCCGACGCCAACUACAAGCUGAAGCUGCUGCGAGGUUCUGAGGACGGCAGCGUGGAGUCGUGCAACCCCAGCCCCUGCCUCAAUGGAGGCCGCUGCCUCAGCAGUGGCAACCGCCACUCCUGCCAGUGUACCAGCCACUACACAGGCAUGUUCUGCGCGCUGACGCUGUGCGAGCUGGAGCCGUGCCUGCACGGGCAGUGCCGGCUGACGGAGACGGGGUACGCCUGCCACUGCCAGCCCGGCUUCACGGGCGCCACCUGCGACCGCAAGCAGCGGCCUUGCGCCGACAACCCGUGCGAGGGCCGCGGCGAGUGCCUGGAGCGCGGAGACGCCUUCCACUGCCGCUGCCACGCCUGGUGGGAAGGACAGAGGUGCGAGCGGCGGAUGAUGCACAUCCCGUUCAAGCCGCUGUCGGAGCGGAUGCUGCAGGAGCCGUUCUGGCUGGGGCUCAUCACGGUGACGGUGGUGCUGCUGCUGAUCGGGCUGGUGUGGUGCGCCAAGCGGCACUUCCCGGAGAAGCUGGAGAAGCUGCUGGCCGAGGAGGCCGACCGCAGUCGCAGUGUGCACUCGCGGCCGCCGUCGGUGCGCGACCAUCUGGCGGGAGCCGGCGCCGCCGCCGUCGUCGUGGUGCCGAGCCCGCAGCCCGGCUGCCCUCGCUCCCUGCUAGGCCGCCUGGGUAUCCGCAAACCUUCGCUCCUAAGCCUCACCAGCCCACACGGCUACAACAGUCACCCAUCUGCUGCCACAGCAAGAACCUUUAGUUUGGACGAUUUGCUUAAACCACCACCCAGAAGAACCCCUUCGCCUCGUAAGAAGCGCAACAACUCGACACCGACCAAGAAGAACGCGGCGGAGAAGAAGCAGAUCCUGCAGCAGCUGAUCAACCAGCAGCCGUCCCGCAAGGUGAGCAUCGGGGAGCUCAUCCAGCUGAGCGAGCGCAAAGCGCAGGAGCAGCAGCAGCAGCAGCACGCGGGCGCCAGGGAGGCCGAGACCGCCUUCGGCAGCACGGAGGGCACCCCUGACUCCGGCGCCAUCAUGGACGCCAAGCUGGAGAAGAAGGUGACGUUCGCACGCUUGUUGAGCAAAGUGUCGGCGGAGAUGAGCUCCGGAGCUGCGGCCUCUGGGAGCAACGGCGCCUCUGGAGCAGCAGCUGCGUCCCUGCCGCGCUCCGCCAGCAGUCCUCACAGCACCAGCAGCACACAGGGCAGCGACUCCGUGUCGAGCGCGGAGGUGUCUCGCCGGCGGGCGUCGGGCCCAGCGGCCACGGGAGCGCCGCCGUCGGCCGACGCCAUCCUGGCCAUGUUCCGCACGUUCGCUCGCGCGCCCACGCCCUCCACGGCCUCCAGCCCGCAAGACGACGACGACGACGCCUCCUCCACCACCUCGUCCGUGCCCUCCUCCAGCCUCACGGUGGAGUCGCCGCCGCCGUCGAUGCGCAACACAAUCGAGGUGCCGGUGCUGGACGCGCUGUCGCCGCACCGCGGCUCGUCCAACCUGCUGCACCCGCCUAGCAUCCUGCUGGAGCUGCCCGCCAAGUGCCUGUCGCCCAUCACGGAGAUGCCGACGCCCGUGCCCACGCCCAUCAUGUCUCGCCACGGCUCCUGCGCCGCGCUGUCCGCCAUCACCCUCACCCCCAACGAGCACGACGACGCAGAGCAGCGCCGCCAGAUGCUCAAGGAGCUGGACAAGCCCGCCUCCCUGGACCUGCCGUGCCCGCCGCCCAUCAUCACCGUCACCUGCAACCUCAGCGACCCCGACUCGGACGACGACGACGACGACGACGACGACGUGGGCGCGGGCGCGAGGCGGCGGCGGCCCGCGUCCGCGGCGAGCGCGGGGGGCGGCGGGGGCGGCGGCCCGUCCGGGCUGGCGCCGGCCGUGGCGCCCUCCAUGUGCUACCUCAGCCCCUUCUCCAUGUGCUCGCGCGCCGACCGCACCGCCUCCGAGUCCAACCUCAGCUCGUCCGGCUACAGCUCCAUGGCCAGCCCGGGCCCGUCGCGCUGCGGCUCCAACAACCCGCUCUGUCCCAGCGAGACGGACGAGCCGCCGCCCACCGGCCCCGGAGGCCCCGCGCCGCCCUCCUCGGGGCAGACGUCGGCGCGGCGCGCGUCGCCGCUGCUGCUGCUGCCGCCCGCCGGCUCGCAGGCGCCGCCCACGACGCAGCUGCGCCACUUGCACACGCAGCACGACGCCGCCGCCCUCGUCCUGUCUCCGGACGCAGACGCCGGCGGCGACGGCACGCCUCCCGCAGGCGCCAGCGGUGCCGCCCCCACCGUGGCUGCGGGGGCGGUGGCGGGCACCUGCACCACCGCCGGGGGCGGCAACGGCACCGCCACGGGCGCCGGGGGCGGCGCCUCCCCCGGCGAGGCGGGCUGCCCGCGCGCGCGCUCCGACUCGGAGACGCUCUCGGACGACAUCUUCCUCGAGUCCAACGACGAGGGCAUCGGCACCGACCACAUCGACGAGAAGAUCGAGGAGGGCGAACUCAAGAGCGCCAAGGAGCUCGAGGUGUUCAUCGGGAAGGAGCUGGUGGAGUCCGGGAAGACGCUGCUGGGGCUGAGCGCGAGCCGGUCGUCGCUGCAGCUGCCCAGCAUCGUGGUGCACGGCCAGGAGCAGUCGCCGUCGCCCGUCAGCUCGCGCAGCGACAGCCCGCUCAGCGAGAAGGCCGCCAACAGCCUCGCCCUCGGCCUCGUGGGCUCCGGAAUCGCCAGGCUGACGCGCGGCGACUCGGACGGCCUCUACGAGUGCGCCACGGCCGGCGCGCACGCCACAGAGCUGCGCCCCAGAAGAUGUUGUCGCGACAGAUCCGGCGGUCGCCGCCACCGGCACCGCAGCGGUGCCCAGCCGGGAUGCUCGACGUCGCCCGCGCAGCCGCUGGCGCAGCCGCUGCCGUCGCUGCCGCCGCGCGCUAAGAGUCCAUUGCCGGAGCUGCUGGACGUGCCGCUGAGGGAGCGACGCAAGCAGAGCCCCAAGCGCGCGCGCACGCGCGUGUCACAGUUGCCCGCCUCCACCUCCUCCUCCUCGGAGAGCCUCGACUCCGCCAGGGAGAUGACGCUGCGGUUGUCGUCGUCGGAAAAGGCGCUGUGCCCGGAGAGGCAUUGCUGGUCUGGCGGCUCCUUUGAUGAGGGCCGCCGCUUGUCCAUAGAAGCUUCCGGCGAAGACACGGGAGAGGAUGUAAUGAGCCAGAUGUUGCCUAAAACCUUGCUCAGAGGGGAAGACUUGCCUAAGUCCAGUAAGAAGAUCAGUCGACUACGUACUAUCGGUCAUCAGAUUAGAUUCCUGCGACGUCUAGAGCAGAGCUUGAAGCGGCGUGAGUGUCUGGUGAGCCCAUCGGACAGUCUGGAUGAAGAGGAACCUCCACUGUUGCACAAAAGUAGCAGCUAUGGACAGUUGCAGGCAAGCGGCCAUGGGCACCACCGCAACCGCCGGCUGCGCCGCCAAGGUGGUUUGCUGGUGCCACAACUACGAGUCACCAGUGCCAGUGGUGGGCACAGCAACUGAUGUGAUGGGGCAGACUUAAAACUGCUUAUGCACAUCACCUAACAGCAUAUAAGUGAUGUGGCAAUAUACGAUUGCACAAAUGGUGCCACUGAUUGUGGACAGCAGCACCAACCAUUUAUAAAGUAUCUGAAGCAACAGUGCAGAGGCAGGCAUCUCGUGCUAUGUUGGGGGUUUCCAGUGCCUCUGAAAGACAUAGUAAUGAUACAGGAUGUGUCUCCUGCAUUUAAGCAGAACAUCUCCACCAGCACAAAGCAUCACAUUGGUGUAAUGACACAUGGAUAGACAAUGGCAGACCAGUUAUAGAAUAGUGGCAUCAGUAAUGGAAAAAGCUGGAGGUACAGUGACAGGUUACCAGUUCCAUAAACAGAGAACUUGUGUUCAUGAUGAUGUGGUGACACAAAGCCUGACUGCUAGUGCCAAAGCUCUGUGUCAUCAGCAUCAGUGGCAGACUGUGUUGGACACAGCAACUGUGAUGGACACAAUUGUAAUGGACACAGCAACUGAUGUGACAACGUAGGGGAGAGGGUCACUGCACGUCAGCAACGCCGACUCUCGGUGCGGCAACCACCGUGGCCUACUGGCACACCAGCUACCAGUCAUGUCUGCCAAUCUCUAUAGAGGAAGACCACCUCAUCGACACAGUGCAGAUGGUGCCUGAAGUGUUACAAUUAGUCCAUGGAACUCUUAUCUAUUAACAGGUUAUGUGUGUGGCAAAAUGGCAUCACUGCUGCUACUAUAAAACUAAUCAUCUGCAUUAUUUGCUCUUACUUUGUCAGGCAAUGAACUGUGAUGUCUUUGGUAAGAUGGUCAAACCUUUUACAUUUUUAUGUAACUUACAUCAACAAUGCUACAGCUGCAAGCAUUAAUAUGAUACCAUUUAUUGUAUCUGCACAAAAGCAAUUGUCAUUUAAUCAUUGAAAAUUAUGUUUCUACGUGAAAAAGAAGACAGUAUUUUUUCUAUUCCUUGCUGCAUUUCUCUAUUAACCUUCUCAGCUUGACAACACUCUAUAUCAAGACAUGUAAUCCAACAGGAACAUUGCAAACUUCCUGAACCAACUAUCAAAAUACAUCAGUGGAUUGUGUGGUUCAAGCUAUCAGCAUGGAAAAGAGUGAAAACAGCAUAGCAAGAAAAAUGUAUAAAAACUUUUUCAGGCACUAUGUGUCCUACAGUGGUGCUGCUCCUACCUUCAUUAUUUUCGUAACUCCAUUCUGAAGCAAUACUGUCGUCUGAGAGAAGUCACAGCAUUAUUUUUGAAGAAAAAAUUAUUUUGAUAUAAUUUGCUUGCAACUGUUCUCUGAUACCACAGUUUAUGAAGUGAACUCUAAGUUAAGCUAGUAGUGAUUACAAUCAACCUGUGCACUUCACUCACAAUUAUAGACUGAGUUUUCUAUAUCCUAUUUCAAAGGAGUGCUGUGCUAAGGAGUUCUGGUCUCUCAUGAAUAAAUACUGUGUUCCUGCACUAAAAUACAUGGUAUGACAUCCAUCAUACCAGUAACUAUCCUCGUUAGAGAUAUUGCUCACUGGCAACACAUUGUGGGUAUUUGUGCCUCUCCGCAAAAAUCGAAGUAUGAGUAGUGCGGACCAGGAAAGAGAGUGGACCAAGCUUGAUAUGUCUUUCCUUUGUUAUUAGUUAUACCCAAGUUGUGUUCAUGGUAAUAGUCAACUCUUUUUCCUUUUCAUGUCUUCAGGUAUAUGCUUGAGUCACCAGUCAAGCUUAGUACUUUUGCUUGUGAACUUGUUUCUUUUAGAAUUUCAGAGUCAGUGUACAUCCACAUAAACCAUUUGCUAGCAUUAUCAAUUCUAGUAGGUGGAACACAGGAACUCCUGAAUUACUGAAAAUCAGUUGUUUUUGUUCUAAUUCUACUGUGAUGAGCAAUGAUAAAAACUAACCUUUAUUGUCAUUCUCGUUCACUUCAUUGGUAGAAACUGAAAACUUGCACUCUGUACUGUGAUCUACAUCAGCUUUCUUACACUUUUACCAAAAUUCAUAGUGAUAUAUACACAUUUUCAAACUGUGAGAAGAUUAUUUGUAUAGUUCCAUUUCGCCAGAGGCUAAGCAAUCAAUUGUGGAGUAAGAGAAAAAAAGAUUUUUUGAAAUAUAUAUAUUUAAUUUUGUUACAAGAUAUUUAUGCCUUGACAAAAAGUGAAUUAUUGUGGUAUUAACUCUGCUAUAAUGAUUGUGUUUAAAACUAAUGGUCUUGCUUGUCCUGCAGCAUAUUUCUGCAGUGAUAGUCCCUUUGCCAAUAUUGAGCUGCAUCCAGAGAGCAACCUCAUGUGUGUCUGAAACUAGAUAUUUUGUGAGUACUAUUGUCGUUCUUUGAUGUUUUGAUCUCAUUUUAAGUACUGGUGGCAUUCAAUAUUGGGCACAGGGACUACUGCUCAUUAGUGGAGAACACCAAAGCUGUGAAUUAUUUGAAGACUUGACACUGUUAUUAAUCAGGAACUUUGUCCAGUUAAAAAUUUCAUUUUUAUCAUGUAUUGUUUCAUAUUUACUAAUUAUACUGAGUGUCAAAUUCAUUUACAACAUAUUUAUAUAAUAAUAUCAUGGAUUCAGUAUGAAUUUCAUGGAAAUAAUGUAUAAGGAAUAUGAUCACUAUAAUCCAUUACAUCAUUGUGUUUUUUGUUCUGUUAAUAAAUUAUGCCCUCAAGAUAUCAGUCCAGCUGAACUUCAGAAACUAGUCAUUUGAGGAUAACAAAUUUUUAUAACAAUAAAAAUUGUUGUACAGAUCUCAUUCAUUUCACACCAGUUAAAAAAAUUAUGUGCUCCUUUGGUGCCAUGCAGUCUAAUGAUUUCUUACAUUUUUCUUGAAUAUUGUAUUACUUAAUGCCAGAAACUGCUAUCUGUUUCUUUACAAAACUUAUUUUUGUUAUUUCUUGAACUGAGCAGUUCCAAAAAAGCAAGAGAUUAAUUUUUGAAAUGUACUCUGGCAAGUUAACAUGUGUUUGGUGAAGUCCUCUAUUACAUAUAUGAACGAUAUGCUAAAUGCAGAUCAUCUGAGCAAAGGUAAUUUCUUUGAGAUAAAUAAAUUCAAAAAAUUAAACAAAAAUUAAAAAGUGCAUAAAUAUUCAAUUUCCAAAUAAUUCUGGCCCUAAGAAAAUCACAUAUAAAUAAAUAAUAAAACUGAAAACAUGGUAACUAAUUAAUUUUGUUUUUACAGAUCAGGAUGAUUAUUCAUCAUGUUUAAAUUUUGCUAAAAUACAAACCUUUAAAGAUUGCCAGGAGAAAACUGUUGACUGUAGUGAAGUGCAAUGAAAUCUUGUUCUUAACUACGACUUGUAUGUAAGCUACUACAAGUUCCAUUUUGAUAGAAAGUGCUAUUGUAUGCUGUGCUAAAGUACUUGUGAUUUUCUGUAGAUAAAUAUUCAUAAUUCAUCACUUACCUAAUAGACCACUGUACUUCCCUCUACUCUCUCAAUUCAUUUUCCGGUCUCUACAUCUCACUUCAUGAAAAUGUUUAGGUCAUUGUAUUCUUUUUCCAGAAGACAUAGAAUCUUACAUUUUAUUUCAGAUUUAGACUUUUAUCUCAUUCAUAAACUGACUAACAUGUGCAGCCUUUAGAUGGAAGGAUUUCUGAUAUAAGAACCCAGCUGUCAUACUCAUGAGAGCAGUUGAGAUAGAUAUUUCUUCAAAUUGGCUCUAAUUUUCUCUUAUUAUUAUACAUUAGGCAGAAACUGAUAUGCUAUUUUUAUGAAAAUUGUACAAAGUCACUUUAAAAUAGCUAUAAAUCUUCUAGAUAGGCUAAUAGAAAGUUUUUGUCUUGCUCUAGUGCAUUGUGAAUUGUCAGGCACACAAUUGUGAAAAUAUUCAUCAUUAAUCUAUCAUCUACUAAUUAAUACGGGUAGCAACAUUAUCAGUAAUAAUGGUUACAAUAUAAUACAUAGUAAUCAAUUACACUUACGUAAUUGAAGACUACGAAGAAAAUUUCAAAAACAGGAGCAGAGAAAAGGUACCUUUGUUCUUCACUGUGACAGUCUGAACAAUCAUAUAGCAGGUGCUGAUUCAAAAUGAUCUGUGAUAAAAAGCACAACAUGAGUUCACACAUUAUUAACCUUGUUGCUAAUAAGUUAUAGGCAGAGUAAAUAUUAAUCUGCCUUCAUCCUUGUUAUGGAAUAUGUUGAUGAAAUUCUACACUAAUUUCAAACAAGAAAAAUGUUCCACAAGUGCUAAGAUUUCCCAUAAAUCCUAAAUAUGUGAAGAGAAAUAUGCACCGUGCCAGGCUGUGGAACAGUAUACUUUGAAAUCUCUAUUGCAGCAAUACUUCCGUGUGGACAGAUUUUUAAGAUUUUUGUAAAUUCAGAUAUAAAUAUAUUUAUCUUAUCAGUGAAAAUAAUGUUCAGCACAUACUGCAUUCAUAAAAGUUUCAUAAACUCAUCCUCUUGUUAUGCACAUUAUUCAAAUGUAAUGACAUUUGUAAAAACCAUAAAAUUUCUUCAGUUUCUCGUUCUUGGUGUAACAAUAAUAAAU
Messenger RNA from Schistocerca piceifrons (Central American locust), 10571 nucleotides. RefSeq lists its product as uncharacterized. The transcript has 31 exons. Gene Ontology annotation, molecular function: calcium ion binding; serine-type endopeptidase activity. The record is from RefSeq and is a predicted model, not a curated record. Bases 1 to 6105 code for a protein of 2034 amino acids. Lineage: Eukaryota; Metazoa; Arthropoda; Insecta; Orthoptera; Acrididae.